Molecule: messenger RNA, 1371 nt
Organism: Diversispora eburnea
Lineage: Eukaryota; Fungi; Glomeromycota; Glomeromycetes; Diversisporales; Diversisporaceae
Source: the annotation of a GenBank genome assembly
AUGUCUUCUGAACUUAUUACUUCAUAUUUAAAAGAGUACAAGAAUAAGUCUUUUUGGGGGUUUCUACUCCUCACCCGAGACGCGAUUGUUCCCACUACUCCACUUACUUCACGUUGGUACGACCUUGACAAAACCUGGUGCGAUCGUUUUUUAUCAGAAGCAAGAAAGUUAGGUGAAGAUUUAAAAGAAAAGGUCAAUCGGGAACGGCAACGUAAUAACUUGGAAGAAUAUUGGAAUGACAUAAUCAAUGAAUGUAAAAUAGAAUUCAAGAAGCGAGAAUUACAAUUAUUGGCCUGCUCACCAUUACCACCAAUUUCCAAAUCAGAAAAAUGCAAAUCUACCUCUCAAAUCGAGAACCAGAAUUUAAUCAUCACUUCACAAAAGAAUACUAACAUUUUGCAAUCUUCAGUUUGUUUAGAAUUACCAGUAAUUUCUCGGCCGAAGGGUAGCUCACAAUUAUCCACCUCAACUAUUGAAAUUCACUCUGACAAAGAAAACAGUACAGGCUCUAAGGUUCCAAACCAGGUACAAAACAUUAUUUCUUCUGAAACGGAUCUUGAUAAUAUCACUUCUACCACAUCUAACCUUAGUGAAAUUGAGCAAAGCUCAGAAUCUGCGCCGUCUAUCUGCACAGAACCUAAAUCAUUGGAGGAUAAGGAGAUAAAUGAAUUUCUGGAUUCAGUGUAUAAGGAAAAGUUAUAUAAAAGAUACAAGAAAGAAACCGGUCUUGAUCCCUGGUUAAACUCUGAAACUUCUGGAUCCUCACAAAUCAAAAAAGAUGCAGGUAAUUACAUGAGUCAUGAUGGUAUUAUCAAGAUUUCUAAGUUUCCAGAAGAAAAAAAAGCUAAAUAUCCAAUAUGCAAAGAAGUUCAUACACGAUAUUGUAUAUGGGAUGAUUGGAGCUGUCUAGAUAAAAAUGAUCACUAUUAUCUCAAUUGUUCAUUUCAUAUUGAUCAAAAGAAAGUUAUAACUGCUGUACAAAGUUUGUCAAACAAAACUCAAUCACUAAUUCCUAGGACUAAUCCAAAUAAGAUUUAUCAAUAUGCCAUCAAAUAUAAAAUAGAUCCUGAGAAAUUUUCAGUCAUUACUGAGGCUGAGAAAAAAAGAUGGACCAUGGAUUGCUUCUGUAGUGACCUGGAGAAAGAUAUAUGUUAUUAUCAAGGUGAAAUAAAGAGGAAGGAAGACCCUAAAAAAUAUCAUAAAUUUUUAACAGAUCGGGAUAGGCUAGUUGGUAAAGAGUUAUUAUGUUGUGGUAUACUAAAGAGUGGUUUAAAUCCAGAGUCACAAAAUUGGAACAUAUCACUGAAAACUGAGAUAAGUGUAAUACACUCUGAUGUGAAACUAAAAGUACAAAGUGCUAAAAAUUUAUGA